Molecule: messenger RNA, 582 nt
Organism: Drosophila rhopaloa
Lineage: Eukaryota; Metazoa; Arthropoda; Insecta; Diptera; Drosophilidae
Gene: mRpL52
Product: 39S ribosomal protein L52, mitochondrial
Exons: 3
Coding region: 97-483 (128 amino acids)
Biological process (GO): mitochondrial translation
Cellular component (GO): mitochondrial large ribosomal subunit
Molecular function (GO): structural constituent of ribosome
Source: RefSeq, a predicted model, not a curated record
CUGUUAAGUUUAAGUUAAGGGCGACAACCCUACCAUCAGCUGUUUGGUUAUGUCAAUUGAGUUUUCACUUUAACCAUUGAAAAAAUUUAAUAAACAAUGCUACAAAUAACGAAAAUCUGCCUGGCUGCCGCUUCCACAUUUUCAGCUCGGAGAGGUAUUGCUGUAUCUGCCGCCCGAUCCAUUGAUCAAAAGUGGCGUGCAGAGAAGGGUUUGCCGGAAAACCCAAAUGCCUUCGGCCCACUUACCAAUUCCCCAGACUUCACAUACCUAGAUGGCAGACCUACGCCCCUGGGAGCCAACCAGAAGAGACGACUGCUGAAGCAGCAGGAAAUCGCCGCCAGAAUCGUGGAGCUUAGUGGGGAGCUUGAGUUUGCCAAGCAGCGACAUGAACGCCUCAAGCAAAGCGCCGAAUCCGAAAAGCAGCGCCUUAUCCAAAACAAAUUGAAGCCCAAGGGCCACCUGCUAUUUAAACAAAAAAAAUAGCCUCCUAAUCCUAGCCUGUAUAAGUUAAUUUAAGUCGCUUAAUGAAUGGAGACGAAAUUAAACGAUGGUCUUGUGAUGUGGACACAUGUUUGCCCAAAA